CGUCCAAGAUUUAAUCCAACGUAGUUAAAUAAACUAGAUCUGUAUUGUGCCUUUUUCCACAUUAGAAGAUAGUUAUGUUAUAUGAAAACAGUAUUGUGAUUAUAGGACUGUAUCUCUGGGUGUAGUGCUGACAAUACGUUAUGCAACCAAAAAUUGCAAAAACAAAAGAAAAUCCGCCUAAAAUGAGCGUCUACGUGCUUAUAUCACGUCAAAAAGGAGCUUGUGGAUACGUAUAUGACUCACUUUGGAGAUAGAGAUAUUAAAUCAUGUGUGAAUUGUGGUUUAUGUCCAAACAUUUCAGUGCAAUAUGCAGAAGUAGUUAAUAUCAAACUACCCCUCACUGUAAUAUCAGAGUUGAAGGACUGGGUCAGCGUUUGGUUUCUCAUGUCUUUACGUCCCGCAGGCCCGGGUGGGGAAGUGAAAGGUUAAAUACAACAAUGGGGGAGGUUUGUCAAGAGGUGAACUCUAAGUCAUGCCUUUCUGUCAUUUGGCGAGUCUGCAACUUUUUCAUGUCUUUAUUCUUCGCUCUUGCAACAUAUGUACAGAUCAAUGAUCCAGACGCAGGGUUAUGGAUGAUUGGUUAUGGUGUUCCUGCAGUCCUGUGUGCAUUAAUUGGCUUGACACCCCAUUUGACAGAGACUUUGCCCUGGAGACGUGUUGCUGAUCUCCAUGUGAUGAUUUCCAGCGCUAUUGUUGCCAUGUUGGGAUGGAGACUUUACAAAGAGCGAAUCACAGAGAUCUUCCAAGAGGAGCAGGGCAGAGAAUUUUCUGGUCUCAUGUUGACCAUUGUUUGGCUUCUCAUGUGUCGCCACUCCGGAAGGGCUCCAGUCGGGAUGCUCAGAGUCUCAACAGCUGUUGCCAUCACAGUCUUCCCCUUUGUGGCCUGGCUUUACUACUACAUCAAUAAGGAGCUGACAUCAAACUGGCCUUCACACUGUAAAACUGCCAUUUAGACACCCAACUUCUUACUGUUUUGUCUGAUUAAAUAUUCCUUUUGUUAUGUUCUUUGACUGAAAAUCCUGGACCAAGAAUGCUGCUCAAGUAAAACAUUUUGUAGUAUCAUUAAAUACAAACAUAUGACAACUAAGGUGCAUUUUGUAUCACUUAAAACAUGUAUUUUUAAUCCAAUGUUUACCUACAAACUGUGCUGCAUCAUAACAAACUGUCUUUCUCUUUAAAGUUUAAUCUCAUGUGGAAUUUAGAUUAUUUUUUUUUCUUCAGUCAAAUGAAGUGCAAUAUAUAAA
This is a messenger RNA of Sander lucioperca (pikeperch), 1244 nucleotides long. It is a transcript of the gene tmem220, whose product is annotated as transmembrane protein 220. The coding region runs from base 438 to 953 and encodes 171 amino acids. The record is from RefSeq and is a predicted model, not a curated record. The transcript has 6 exons. Lineage: Eukaryota; Metazoa; Chordata; Actinopteri; Perciformes; Percidae.